AUGGCAAUAUUUACUGAAGCUCCAUAUAUCGCAGCGUUGAAAGAAGAAUUUUUAACAAAUCGAUGUUCUUCAUGUUUUAAAUCCAGUAGAAAUAAAUGUUCGGACUGUAGAAUAAUCGUUUAUUGUAAUGAUCAAUGUCGAAUUAAUGAUCAAAUUUAUCAUAAAUUGGAAUGUGAAUAUUACAAAAAUAAAUCUGAAAAAUUAAAAUUUGAAGAAACAGUUAUUGCACGAAUGAUACUUCGAGUAAUAACUCGUUUAAAUUUAGAUGGGGGUCAACCAUCUAUUGAUUUAUGCUCAAAUUUACCAGAUAGAAUUCAUCGACGAUCAUGGUUUGAUUUAGUUGGACAUCGAGAUGAAAUUCCUUAUUCAGAUCGACAUUGGAAUCUUUGGUUAACAACAAUAAAUCAAGUUAAAUUAUUAGUUCAAGAUCAAUUUGAUAAUAUUGAUUUAUUAGCGAUAUUUGGUAAAAUUUUAAUUAAUCGAUUUCGUGUUGCUUUUCAUGAAAAUCCUUUUAAUGAACGUAUCUGUAUUGGUUGGGCGAUUUAUUUAACAGUAUCAGGUUUUAAUCACAGUUGUCAACCGGAUUUACUCCAAUGUUCAUAUGAUAUUAAUAUGCGUUUAAAAUUUAAUGAUUCUAAUAGGACUAUUCCUGAAACAACAGUAGAAUUUAAUAAAUUAACGGUUAAUUAUCGUCAUCAAAACGAUUUUCGUUUAAAAAAUCCGUCAACUUAUGUUCCAACCCGAAAACAACGUCGAAAUUUUAUUAAUUUCUUUUUUUUCAAUUGUCAUUGUAUUUAUUGUAGUAAUGAUUUACGUAAUCGUUAUGCCGAAUCAUCUACAAAUCGCUUAUGUAGUCAAUGUGGAGAUUUUUUGGUCCUGGAAAAAAACUUUAAUGAUUCAAUGAAUUCCAUACUUGUUUGUCUGGGAAGAAAUAAAUGUUCUCAAUAUGAUAAAAUUAUUGAUCGUAUUAACAUUUCAUCUAUUGAUAAUGCAGAAGAAACAAUAAAAAUUUGUGAAGAUAAAUUAUCAAACAUUGAACAAUUGUUACAUCCACAAAGUAUUUUAUUAUUACAACAACGAGAAAAAGUCUUUUUUGCUUAUCAAAAACUUUUAAAUGAAAAUAAUUUAAAUGAAAAUCAACGUACAAAUUAUAUCAAUCGUGCUAUUCAAUUGGGUGAACUUUUAAUGAAACAAUAUGAUAUUCAUUUACAACAAUCGUCAAUUUAUCCGAAAAUUUUUCUUACUGAUUUAGCUAAUCUUUGUGACAGUGUUGGAAAAGAGGAUCAAGCAAAACAGCUUUAUUCGAAAGCACUUCAUUUAUGGCGUCAAGAUUAUCAAGAUCAUAUUGACUAUAAAGAUUUUUAUGUAAAAUUAUGA
Messenger RNA from Rotaria socialis, 1377 nucleotides. Lineage: Eukaryota; Metazoa; Rotifera; Eurotatoria; Philodinida; Philodinidae. The record is from the annotation of a GenBank genome assembly.